AUGUUGCACGCCUCUUUUUCUUUUUUUUUCUUCUUCUUCACUUUCUUAAACGCGUUCUUCUUCCGACACCUCCUUUCACCUUCAAUGUUCCACUCCGUCACUUCCUUUCUUUUCUCUCUUUCUUCUUUCUUCUUUCUUACACAUUCUCUUCUUUUUUUAUUUACUAUUUUUUCCUUCUCUUUAUCGCACGCUAUCUUUUUCUUUUUUCAAUCUUUCAAAUAUUUUAAUUAUUAUGUCUUUUUCUUUUGUUUUCGGACUUCUCUUCAUUCCUCUUUUUUUUUUCUUCUUCCUUCGUUUACGUUCACCACUUCUUUCUUUUCUCUUGUUUUGCAUUUUCUUCUUUUCCAUACUUAUCUUUUAAAUACUAUGUUUCUUUUUCUUCUUUUUUGCUUUCUGUUGUGUCUUUCUUUUCUUUCUUUUUUUGUUGCCUUCUUUCUCCAAAUCACUUCAUCCUUACUGUUCUUUUUCUUGUUUUCUUUAUUUCUUCAAAUCCCUGCAUCCUUCCUUUUUUUUUCUUUUUUGUUUCCUUCUUUCUUCAAAUCGCUUCCUCUUUCUUUUUGUUUUUUCUUUCUUUCUUCAAAUCACUUCAUUCUUUUUCUUUUUCAUUAUUUUUGUUUCUUUCUUUCUUCAAAUCACUGCAUGCUUCUUUUUUGUUUCUUUCUUUCUUCAAAUCACUUCCUCUUUCUUUUUCUUUUUUGUUUAUUUCUUCAAAACAUUCUUUUUCAUUUUCAUUAUUUUUGUUUCUUUCUUUCUUCAUAUCACUUCAUCCUUCUUUUUCUUUUUUGUUUCUUUCUUUCUUGA
Molecule: messenger RNA, 801 nt
Organism: Acanthosepion pharaonis
Lineage: Eukaryota; Metazoa; Mollusca; Cephalopoda; Sepiida; Sepiidae
Source: the annotation of a GenBank genome assembly